UCCGCUUGGAGAGAAACCAGAGGAAAGGAUUAGCGAAACACCCCAGGACGGACAACGGCAAUAGUUUGACGGCCACUGGCCUUCGGAACCGGUUGUGAGCAGGGACAACCGAUCUCUUGGCUAACUCGUUAUUUUAUCCAGUUUUGAGCUCCAGGUAUGAACUGAGAAUGAAUGUGAACCAGCAGACUCCCAUGGCGUCUCCGUACGGCCCGCCCCAGCCUGGCUAUGGCCAGCCCAGCUACGCUCCCCUGGGAGGGAGCUACCCUGGCCCCUACGGACCCUACAACGGGCCCGCUACAGCCUACCAGCCUGGGGCUCCACCACAAGGCAGGUGCCUAACGCCCCCCUCUCUCUCAGGACCUGCCAGAGGCCCCCCUACCUCUGCCCCCCGUCCAGUCUCCACCCCCCAGGCGUACUCCCAGUAUUCCCAGGGAGACUCUCAGAACGGACCCCCACCUAUGGGUCACUCUAUGGCCCAGCCAGCUCACAGGUCGCCAGUGUCUCAGCCGUAUAGCCAAGGUGCUAUGAACUUGUCCGGGCCACACCCCUCCUACUCCCAGCAGUACGGUGCUCCGCCCCCCAUGCAACAGGUUACCAAUCAGAUGUCAGGGAUGCAGAUCGGGUCCGGUCCCCCCACCUCUGUUGGGCCGGGAUAUGCUCACCAUCCCAGCUCCCAGCCUCCAAUCAGUGCUGCAUACUCCUCUGCAGCCCCACCCUCCUAUACGCAAGCUCCUCCCCCAUUGUCUGCUGCCCCCUCCCAGCCUUCCCCUCCCAGUGAACCUGCAGCCUCCCAGCCGUACUAUGGUGGCCCCCCUCCCCCCCAACAACAACCCUUCCCCUCUGCCCACCAUCCCUCCCAACCCUUCGUCUCCUCCUCUCCAUACUUGGGCCCUCCCAGCCAACCUCAGGCCACUCCAGUCUCCCAACAGCAGUCCUUCCCACCUGGCCCCCCUGCUCAGCAACCCUUCCCCAACUCCGCCCCUCCUCCAGUCUCCCAACAGCAGUCCUUCCCACCUGGCCCCCCUGCUCAGCAACCCUUCCCCAACUCCGCCCCUCCUCCAGUCUCCCAACAGCAGUCCUUCCCACCUGGCUCCCCUGCUCAGCAACCCUUCCCCAACUCCGCCACUCCUCCUGUCUCCCAGGCCUCCUACUCUGGCCCCCCUCCUCCCACCCAGCACUCUUUCCCUCCCUCCUCCCAAUCUGGCCCCUUCCCACCUAUCUCUAUAUCCCCUUCCCAGUACCCAGGUCCACAGCCCCCGUCCCAACCCGGACCCCCUCCCUUCCACUCUGGGCCCUCUCCUCGAGGCCCCAUUCCACCCCCCUCCAUGUCCCAGCAGCAGGCCAAUCACCUUCCCCCCGGCCCCAUGCAGCAACAGCAGCCUCCUCAGCCUGGCAUGCAGGGAGGAUACCCAACCCACCAGAAUGGUGCGUUUGGGCAGCCUAGAGGGCCCCAGCCCGGUUAUGCAGGCCCGCAAUAUCCCGGGCAACAGAACUACGGAGCAGGCCCUGCCCCUGCACCCGCUCCCCCUGCACAGAAGAGACUGGACCCUGAUUCCAUCCCCAGCCCGAUUCAGGUGAUUGAGGAUGACCGGGUCAACAAGAGCAGUGAGCCGUUCACCACUGGGGUCAAAGGUCAGGCUCCACCCCUGGUCACCACCAACUUCCAGGUGAAAGACCAGGGCAAUGCCAGCCCGCGGUUCAUCCGCUGUACAGCCUACAACAUGCCCUGCACCGCUGACAUGGCCAAACAGUCCCAAGUCCCCUUGGCCGCUGUAAUCAAACCCCUGGCCAUGCUGCCCCCCGACGAGACCCCUCCGUACAUUGUGGACCAUGGGGAAGGCGGUCCUAUCCGCUGUAACCGCUGUAAGGCCUACAUGUGUCCCUACAUGCAGUUCAUCGAGGCCGGACGCCGCUUCCAGUGUGGCUUCUGCAGCUGUGUCACAGAGGUGCCUCCCCACUACUUCCAGCAUCUGGACCACACAGGGAAGAGGGUGGACUGCUACGAUCGGCCAGAGCUCUCUCAGGGCAGCUACGAGUUUGUGGCCACCGUCGACUACUGUAAGAACAAUAAGCUCCCCCAGCCCCCGUCGUUCAUCUUCUUCAUCGAUGUGUCUUACAACGCAGUGAAGAGCGGCAUGGUUAACAUCGUCUGUCAGGAGCUCAAGACUCUACUGGACUACCUGCCCAGGGAGAACCCAGAGGAAGACUCGGUGGUGCGUGUGGGUUUUGUGACCUACAACAAGGUGUUACACUUCUACAACGUCAAGUCCAGCCUGGCCCAGCCCCAGAUGAUGGUGGUCAGUGACGUCAGUGACAUGUUCCUCCCUCUGCUCGACGGCUUCCUGGUCAGCGUAAACGACAGCCGGAUGGUCAUCGAGAGUUUGCUAGACCAGAUUCCGGAGAUGUUUGCAGACACCAGGGAGACUGAGACGGUGUUUGGACCAGUCAUCCAGGCAGGACUGGAGGCACUGAAGGCUGCAGACUGUGCUGGGAAGCUAUUUGUGUUCCACUCCACUCUGCCCAUCGCUGAGGCUCCUGGGAAACUGAAGAAUAGAGAGGACAAGAAACUAGUGGGAACAGACAAGGAGAAGUCUCUGUUCCAGCCCCAGUCUGGUUUCUAUAGUAACCUCUCUAAGGAGUGUGUAGCACAGGGCUGCUGUGUCGACCUCUUCCUGUUUCCCAACCAGUACGUGGACGUGGCAACGCUUGGCGUGGUGCCCGUCUCCACCGGGGGUUCCGUCUACAAAUACACCUACUUCCAGGCCGAGACGGACCGUGAGCGGUUCCUGAAUGAUCUGCGGAGAGACGUUCAGAAGCCGAUGGGCUUCGAUGCUGUCAUGAGGGUCCGAACCAGCACAGGCAUCAGAGCGACAGAUUUCUUCGGCUCGUUCUUUAUGAGCAAUACGACAGACGUGGAGCUGGCAGGGUUGGACUGUGACAAGACCGUGACCGUGGAAUUCCGCCACGAUGACAAGCUCAGCGAGGACACCGGGGCGCUCAUGCAGUGCGCGGUGUUGUACACCAGCUGUAGUGGUCAGCGGCGUCUGCGGGUCCACAACAUGGCGGUCAACUGCUGCUCCCAGCUCGCCGACCUCUACCGGAACUGCGAGACGGACACAAUCAUCAACUUCUUCUCCAAGUAUGCGUACCGCAGCAUAUUGAACACCCCCACCAAGACGGUGAGAGACACCAUGGUGAACCAGUGUGCCCAGAUUCUGGCCUGCUACCGCAAGAACUGUGCCAGCCCCUCGUCUGCCGGACAGCUGAUCCUACCAGAGUGUAUGAAGCUGCUGCCGGUCUAUCUGAACUGUGUGUUGAAGAGUGACGUGCUGCAGCCGGGAGCUGACAUCUCAUUGGACGACAGAGCCUACCUGAGACAGCUGCUCAGCUGUAUGGACGUAUCAGAGAGCCACAUCUUCUUCUAUCCCCGCCUACUGCCCCUGGUGAAGUUGGAUGGAGGGUCGUUGCCAAUGGCCGUGCGUAACUCAGAGGAGCGCCUGUCGAAGGGCGGAGUCUACCUCCUGGAGACAGGGCUCCACCUCUUCCUGUGGGUGGGAGCCAAUGCUCAGCAGGAGCUGCUUAGCAACAUCUUUGGAACGCCCACCUUCAGCCAGAUAGACCCCAACAUGACGAGUCUGCCGGAGCUGGACAACCCGUUCUCCCAGAGACUCCGAGAGAUCAUCGACUCCUUCAGAUCACAACGGUCACGAUACAUGAAGUUGAUGGUGGUGAAGCAGGAGGACAAGGCGGAGCUAAUCUUUAAGCACUUCCUGUGUGAGGACAAGGGCACCAGCGGAGGAGCUUCCUACGUCGACUUCCUGUGUCACAUGCACAAGGAGAUCCGCCAGCUACUCAGCUAGGACCCUGAUUUCUGACCCUUCAAACCUGACUCCGGCACCUCUCAACCCCCCCCUUGAUGCGCUUUAUCUUUUAUUUACCUAAUAAACUUAACCCCUCCCCCUCUGUCAGCGAGAGGCCGGAGACAUAUACAAAGCCUCGUGGCAGAUUCCGUGUGUGUGUCCUCAUACGACUCUACUAUUCCAAACGUCAAGCUCUAAAACAGCUGGAGCUGAUCCACUGGCCAAUGGAGGUUGUGUGUGUGUGUGUGUGUGUGUGUGUGUGUGUGUGUGUGUGUGUGUGUGUGUGUGUGUGUGUGUGGGAGAGAGUUGCUGUUGAUUGUAGUAGGUGUUCUGUCUAACACUAGCACUGAAAGGCUGUUGUGGGUGUACCGGCCGCUGGUAGAAACUCACUCUUUUUGUAUGAUUCAGACCCAGUAGAGCUGAAGAUGACAAACUAUACAUGACAUGAAAUAAAUGUUUUUUUUUUCCAUCUCUAGAAUUAUUUUUCUAUUUGUCUUAUUCGCUCUCCCUCAGACAUGGCCUUGUGUGUGUGUGUGUGCGCACGCUCUCUGUGACUUACUACUGAGGCAAUAGGAGAUAGGGAGAAGUAUAUAGAGAUAAUCUGUGAUUGAGGUUAAACUCCCAAUAAAAGUCUAUGCAUCUAAUCAUCCAGAGGCGAGGGGUUUGAACGUUCAACCAGCGUGGGGGUCCCACUAUGAGUCACACAGUAUAGACUGUUUGGUUGAGGUGUGUGUGUCAUGUUGUUUAUUAACGUGUGUAUCAGCUCGACAUGAUGCCUGUUUGUCUUCCUGUCUGUGAAGGGAAGGAGUGACUGGCUGUGCUUCUCAAAACUGAGGUCAGUCAGAGAAAGAGUGAUGAGAAUAAUGGUGGGUCGCAUGGUCAUGUUCAGUAGGCACGAAACAGGAGAAAACUAUUUGAAACAGGGAAGUACUUUUGUUUUGGUUUCCGUAGCAGAAUGUUUUUGCUACGUUGUACCUUGCUGAACACGACCCUGUGCUCUACAUACAGCUGUGUCUGAGUUGUCCCACACUGCGGACUGUCUGCUAUAGAACCUCAGUUCAUAUUUACACAUAUAACCUACGUCUAUAACCUGUACAGAAUUAAAUCCUCCGUUUUAAACACUUGUGUCAAAUGCUGUGGUUUGUCAGUCCUACCCCGUCGCUGCCGCUCACACAAAAGCAGUCCUGCUUUUUGUUCCGUCUAGGUGUGCAGCUUAGUCUGUGUGUGUGAGGGGUUCUGGAGGCAGAUCCUGGUGAAUUUCUCUAAACUAAAGGAAAAGAGGGAUCUGUCGCUACAUACGGACUUUUGCAUUUAUUUUCGCUCUCAUGUCUUAACACAGUGUUGGUGUGCUGCCACUUUCUCUGACCCAUCUCUCUGUUGAAUGGACCUUCUUUCUGACUGACCGUGAUCUUAAGUUUUCCUUCUCUGUGUUUUUGUCAUUGCCUCCUGGACUGUUAAUAAAGUUAUUGAAUCACCAUG
Messenger RNA from Salvelinus namaycush (lake trout), 5339 nucleotides. Its product is annotated as protein transport protein Sec24C-like. Lineage: Eukaryota; Metazoa; Chordata; Actinopteri; Salmoniformes; Salmonidae. Gene Ontology annotation, molecular function: SNARE binding; zinc ion binding. Bases 168 to 3860 code for a protein of 1230 amino acids. The record is from RefSeq and is a predicted model, not a curated record. Gene Ontology annotation, cellular component: COPII vesicle coat; endoplasmic reticulum exit site. Gene Ontology annotation, biological process: COPII-coated vesicle cargo loading; endoplasmic reticulum to Golgi vesicle-mediated transport; intracellular protein transport. The transcript is spliced from 20 exons.